Messenger RNA from Salvia miltiorrhiza (redroot sage), 704 nucleotides. RefSeq lists its product as uncharacterized. The coding region runs from base 122 to 520 and encodes 132 amino acids. Gene Ontology annotation, biological process: positive regulation of stomatal complex development. The record is from RefSeq and is a predicted model, not a curated record. The transcript has 3 exons. Lineage: Eukaryota; Viridiplantae; Streptophyta; Magnoliopsida; Lamiales; Lamiaceae.
AAGAUACUGUAUAAGAUUUUGUAGGUCUCUGGAAAUGGAAUGAUCCAGCAAUUUGUUAUUUGAAAAUGUAGUUUUGUCUGUUUUUGUCUUUGCAGUAGUACUACUACAUAUAUAUAUAUAUAUGUGUGUGUGUGUAUAUGGUCAGUAUUCAUUCAUAUUUACAUUCUUCACAUCCUUUCUCUUCUCCAAACACUUUACCACUACGAUUAUGGAGAAGCGUUUGCUCCUCCUUGGCUUGCUCUGUGCAGCACUUCUACUCCUAGUUCAAGAUGCCACAGGGUCCAGAGUUCAAAUGGCACAUCUCAGAAACUGGAAAGAUGACCAUAUUCCAUCAGCAGACAGAGAAUUGUGGGAAAUGCAGCAAAGUUCUAGAAGAUUCUUGAUCGGCUCAGUAGCUCCGACGUGUACCUACAACGAAUGCAGAGGUUGCCGAUUUAAGUGCAGAGCAGAGCAAGUUCCUGUUGAAGGCAAUGAUCCUAUAAAUAGUGCUUAUCACUACAAAUGUGUCUGUCAUAGAUAAUUAUUUGGCAUUUUUCUUGAAUUUUUUUGUCAAAAUGUAGAGUUAAGAGUCUUUUCCUUAUGUUUCUUAUACUAUUAUAAAUUAGUGUUAUUAUUAAUAAGAGAACUUAUGGGUCGGUUUUGUUAAAAGUUGUUGUGUUUGUGCCAUUUUUGUGCUUUAAGGUUUUGGAAUGUUGUUAUGAGCA